This is a messenger RNA of Stegastes partitus (bicolor damselfish), 5029 nucleotides long. Its product is annotated as drebrin-like. Bases 1 to 1374 code for a protein of 457 amino acids. Gene Ontology annotation, biological process: positive regulation of dendritic spine morphogenesis; positive regulation of axon extension; regulation of actin filament polymerization. The transcript has 11 exons. Gene Ontology annotation, molecular function: actin filament binding. Lineage: Eukaryota; Metazoa; Chordata; Actinopteri; Pomacentridae. The record is from RefSeq and is a predicted model, not a curated record. Gene Ontology annotation, cellular component: cortical actin cytoskeleton; actin filament; dendrite.
AUGGCAACCAGGCAGCAUCCCCCCACCGUUGUCUGGUGUUUUCUGUGUGUUUUCAGGGCCUUGUACACAUAUGAGGAUGAGACUAAUGACUUGACGCUGUCAUCAUCCGGAGGAGGCGGUUUGCCGGAGAUCACGCUGACCUUUGACAACGGCAGGGUGAUGUACGGCUUCUGCAGCCUGAAGGAUCCCACCGCCGCUCUGCCACGAUACAUCCUCAUCAACUGGCUCCGUGUUGUUGUGCUGCAGCGCGAGGAGGAGCUGAGGAAGGAGGAGGAGCGGAAGAAGGUGGCCGAGGAGCGGCAGCGCUUCGAGGAGGAGCGAAUGGAGCUGGAGAGGAAAGAGCAGGAGAACCGAGAGAAGCGGUACCGCGAGAGGGAACGUCAGAUCGAGGAGCACAGGAAGAAGAUGCAGGAGGAGGAGGAGGCCAGAGAGAGGUUGCGGAAUCAGAUCACCAUAGCAACAGAGCCGAGCAUCGAGGACCUCAACCUGGACAAGAAGGAGUCUGAGGUGGAGGAGGCGAAGGCCAUCAUCGCUCAGCGGUCAGGAAAUCCUCGAGACUUCUUCAAGCAGAAGGAAAGAGCCAUGACCAUCAGUGUCGACACUUCACCCGUCUCCGUCCACAGAGCCGGGGACGAUGACGACGAAGCGAGCACAGAGCGCAACAUGGCCGCCGUGUCACCCAUACCUAAAAUAGUCACCACACCCAUCAAAGAGGACGAUCGCAGGGACGAGUGGGAUUCGGUGCCAAAGCAGGAGCAGAAACCGCCGGUCCAGGAGUCGACGACCACCAAACCGGUUCAGAGCGUCGCCCCACAGGCCCGCGACUCUGCCAGCUUUAACGUGUGGGAGUCCGGAAAUGACAGCUUGGUGGACCUGUGGGACAGCAGCUCCGGCCCACCGCCCAGCCAGACCUCCCAGUCCUCCAACCUGGUGGACCUGAUGGGCGACAUGCCGCCCAGCGCCGCCGCCGCCGCCACCGCCGCCACCGCCGGCCGGCCUCAGCCCCUCCUCAGCUUUGACGAGAUGAUGGACGGGACUUUCUGCUCGGGCACCAGCGCCGAGGACGACCCGUCCAGCCUGGUGGACGUGACCGGCUCCGACCAGAUGACCCUCAGCUACCAGCAUGCACUGCAGCAUGCGUCCGGGGAGGGGGCGGAGCUGGAUGACGGACAGCUGCUGAUGACCAACGGGGAGACGCUGCUGAAAGAAGGGACUCAGGCGAGCGAGGGUUAUUUCAGCCAAUCACAGGAGGAGGAAUUCGGCCAAUCAGAGGAGUCCUCGGCUAAACCUGCACCGGUUUUUUAUAACAAGCCACCAGAGAUUGACAUCACGUGCUGGGACACGGACCCCGUGGUCGACGACGACGACGACUAACCGCCGAUCCGCCGCCGGACCAAGAGGACGAAGUAGGAAGUGCGCUUCAUGAAGAAAACUGUUUUUUUUUUUUUUCCUUUUCUAAAAAAAAAAAAACGAAACACAAACAAAAAAAAUAAUGAUAAUAAUAAUAACAAGUCUUGCAUCAAAACUACUUCUGUAUUAUCUUUUAGAGGAAACGAAACAGUAGCCACUGAGACGAAGACGGUGUUUGGUUUAAAGACAGAUUUUUUUUUCUUGUGUUUGUUAUUUUUAUUUAUUUGUUUUCUUUUUUUUUUUUUUUUUUUUGCUAUGCAGAUGUAUUAGCCGGGAGCUGGGGGGGUUGUUUGUGUACAUGAUUUAUUAACGUAGCGCACUGCUGCAUAUUAGAGACAAUGAAGCCCAGUGAGCGGCCGGCAGCCGACACGCUUAGUCUGUAGUGCUUUAAUAAUAACACCCUAUAAAACUAAUACAGUGGAUCAAUACAGCUGCCAUGUGUAUCCUCACUCUGUUCUUUUCUUACCUCUUUUUCACCUCCCGCCUUCCUUCUGCCUUCGUUCUCGAAACAUUCACCUCUGCAAGUCAGUUAAUCUUGUAUUUAGAUGUCACUUCAUUGGAACAAAAAGUCUUUUAUUUAUUCUGGUGAACUGAAAUGAGAUGAAACAAACUGUGGCUCCUUUUUUGGACCCUUUCGGGGUUUUUUUCACUCCUUUUGUAUGAUUUUAAAUUCAAGAUUAAAUGGCUUGUGAAUCUUUCUCAGUGCACUUUUAUUUCUUCUUCUGCCUCCUUGUGGAUGAACUGCAUCAGCCCUCCCCUCCGAGUCCACAGGAUCCAUUACUUCUGUCCCACGUAUAUAUUUACACAAGCAAAAAAAAAAAAAAAGGAGCAUUUUUUUGCCUCUAAUCUAGAUGAAGAUACUGUAGAUAUUUUUCCAGUUUUUUAGGAGAGUUUGGCUUUAAGACGAUGAACAUGAAGCGACAAAAAAAAACAGUGAAUUUGUACGAUUCUUAUUCUUCUAACCAAGAGAUGGAGAGCGGUGAGUCGGAGAGGAAGACGAGGCAGGACGCCUUACCUGGUUUUAAGAAAUGAUCAUUUAAAUGUUAAUUUCUGGCCUUACUGUCUCGCUCACAUAGUUUGAUCCUGGACGACAGAAGGAGGCUGGGAUCAAACAGCUGGAAGCAGACUUGGGCCACAUGAAAAUAUUUGGUUUCGCCUUUGUUUUAAUCCUCAUGGAGAACCAGAUGUUCAGGAAUCAUCACAUGGGUUCAGCCACAGAGCUGAAACUUUAGUUAUCGUCUUCAGGAAACCAGAAAUCUGAGCUUCCUGCACUCGUACCUUCAGUGAAGAUAUUUUCUAAAGUUCUACACACCUCGUAACCUUCACACUUACUGCAGUCAAGCUUUCUAGGGGCAGUGAACUGAUGGAAACACCUUCUCCAGAUAGGUUCUAACAUACAACACAUCAGUUGUUUCUGCUUCCAGAGACGAGAAAAAAUUGACGAUACCGGCUGACAUGAAAGAAUAGUUUCAAACUCCCGGACUUCUUUCCUUUAUUCUCUCGUAGAUGGACAAGGUUUUGUUUAUCUCUUUGAGGUUUUCUUUGAGUUUUGUUUCUGGUUUCUCCCCAAAGCAGUUAAAUGGAACAAUAAUCAUUUAUUUCCAUUAAGAUUUGGUUUGUGGUAGCAACAAGCUAAGUCGGGCCUUCCAGACAUUCCUGUUACGAGUUUUGCAGCUCCUUCCGGUAGAUCCUGAGAUGUUCCCAGGCCGAAUGAGAUGUGUCAUCCUUCCAGAACCUUCUGGGUUCAAAGGAAGGUUACCAGGAGGCUUCAAAAUCAGAUGCUGAACCACCUCGGCUGUUUUUUGUUUUUUAAAAAUACAACUCUACUUAAAGUUGCCUCUGGUUGUCUGAACUCCUCACCAGUAUGUCUAAUGCUGAACCCAGUCAGCCUACGCAGGAAACUGGUCACUAACAUCUUAUUCUUAGAUUUUAUGACCGUAGGCAACAGUUGAAAUAGAUCGACUGAUAAAUCGAGCGCAUUACCGUCCAGUUAAGCGUACUUUUCUCCACCAGUAUGACGUCCAUAUUGCUGCUGAUGCUAUCUGUCCACCUCCCGUAAUUUAUUAACAAGAGCCACAGAUUUUUUAAAAUUCUUUGCUCAUGGAAGCAACUCACCACCAACCGGCAGAGAACCUCAGACGUGGAGGUGGUGACUCCCAUCAUGGCUGCCAACCAGACGGCGGUGGACUGAUGACGCCAACAGAACAUCAUCUCUGAGGUUCUGACAUGAGUUCGAGACGCGAUUCUAAGGUUCCCAAACCAGAAAUCUUCCCACUUGGCUGCACCUCGAGAUCCAUGACAGGAUCAGAGACAAGAGGAAACCCUGGUGGGAUUCGACAGCCAUCAGAAAUGUGUUUGACUUGAUGUCAAGGAUUGGAACACAGCUCUAACUGGUCGUAGGCUUACGUCCAAGUCCACAAAACGUGGACUUGGAACAUCAGGGUCCCAACACAAGGGUGAAGACCUGGUCCAACGUUCCAAGGCCUGGAAGGAACCCACAUUGGACCUCCUGAAUGGAGAAGUCGGUUGAAAUCACUUGCUAGCUUCGUGAAUGUUUGUCCUUGGUGGCUUGGAGACAGUAACGUACAUGUUGCCGUUUGCUAGCAGUGAUGUUCUCACAACUUGACAUCGUCGAGGAUACGAACACAGUUGUUACUUUGGUUCCACAAUUACCAGUUGGCUUGCAGCAACAAUUUUGGUACCCCAAACUCCCACAGCACCUCUCGUUAGGGUUCCUCGGGCAACAUGUUCACGAAACCUGUGGCCAAACUCCCGUGACCCCUUUAGCAGCGCCGGGGAAGACCUGGUCCGCUGUUCCACAACAACGACAGAAUCCGCAUUGAUCUUCCCGCAUCCAAAGUUCUACAACUGGUCGGAACCCGUUGUUAGCUUGGUAGCUUGAUGUCCUUGACAUCACGAACACAGCUUUCAAGUUUGGUUCCACAAGUUUUCAAAAGUUUUUGAUUCAAAUUUGUGUCAUGCUUUAAGUAAUCUUCACACGGGCGUUUAAAUAUUGUACGAACUUCUUCCAAAGCCAGAUUUCCAACAUUUUUCUUCUAAUGUGUCUCCUACAAGUCCUUCAGUUUAUAACAAAUAUUAAAAUGAUCAGUUCGUAAAAGACGUAUAAGAACUGAUACAGCGUAGGACGGUAAAAAGAUGAGUUUGUAGUCAAAUGUGAACAUAAAGCUGAAUGUCACCGUUAUUUUCUGAUACCUGCAGGCUGAUAAAGUUCAUAUAAGUUAUUAAUACCGACGUUUUUACAUCUGGAAACCGAUUCCUGACAUCUGGAUCUCCGAGCAGCUUAAAACUGACUUCUAAAAGCUCUCUGACCCUCAUCUGCUGCCUCCUGCUUUAGUUUUGUGCCAACACAAAAAGCACUGCGACGUGUUUUUAUUGGGUUUUUUUGUUGCUGUUUUUCUUUUGUUUUGAUUUACUGAGGUGUUGUUCGGUUGCUCUGGAGGAGGAGAGGCUGAGACGGGAGGCGAGUGUGUUUUUAAUACCUGUCAAAAAGUGUGCUAGAAUUGAUUUUCAGGACCUUUUUGGAUAUUAGCGACAACAGUGUUAGUCUUUUUUGCUGUACAUCCCUGUAGAAAAUAAAAACUCUGAGGCAAUAAGAGCA